GCACUGAGAAUCAUUAGCGAUAUAUGUUUGCCGGUGGCUACACUAAAGGCUCACACGCGGUAUAAAAAGGCUGCUCAAAUGUGACGACUGCAUCGUUCCGUCCACGUGUACAUCGUUUUCCCAGACUGACUUGCUUCUUGCUCCACCCGCUUCGACACCCUCGAGGACCAUGACGCCGAUAAAAUUGUUGGUUGCAGUCACUUGCCUGGCUGUGUCAGUCGCUGGUUUUGCGUAUAAAACAGGCUCCAUGGACUGCGAUUUUACGGGCAUCGACGUGGAUACUGCCAUUUCAAGAAUGCUCGCUAAGAUUCCGAAGUACGAAGACAGCAUGUCGGAGUCCUAUGAAACCACUGUCGCUGGAAUCCAUUUCCUCGGCGUCAACAUGACUGGAAUGAACAGACUGAGCCGAUACGGCCCCGCGAUCCCCUAUUGCAUCAACGGCACCCGGAUGGUUCAAGUAGACUUCGUAAACGACGGUGACGUCGUUGUGUCGGUGCCGUGGAAGGCGUGCGAUGGUAGUAAAGGCACGAUUGGCCUAACGGCCGACCUUGCGCGCUUCACCACUCAACUACGGGUCACAACGUCUGGAUUAGAUGACGUCAGCUUCUCGCACGAGGGUCCCGUGAUUCCGGUCACCUCCGAAAAUAUCAUGCUCAAACUCACCGGCGUUGGUUCCGGCCCGAGGAUGGUAACUGAGUUCCUCUCCAUGGUGUUUCCCGCGGUGGUCCGGAGUAUAUGGAACGAUCAGUUCUUCUACUAUGUGAACAUAUCAAUGCGUAAGGCUGUAGCUUGAAGCUCUUUCAAAGCUCCUGAUGCCAGUGAUUGCAACAGAAGCUUAACGAAGCCUACCGGCUUCUCAAAAAGCCCAAAGUUCAGAAAACAAAAUAUAUUUUUCCACGUUCCAGCGCAUUGUCUUUUAUU
Dermacentor silvarum is the source of this 921-nucleotide messenger RNA. RefSeq lists its product as uncharacterized. Lineage: Eukaryota; Metazoa; Arthropoda; Arachnida; Ixodida; Ixodidae. The record is from RefSeq and is a predicted model, not a curated record. The coding region runs from base 170 to 793 and encodes 207 amino acids. The transcript has 3 exons.